UGCGGACGUCUGCGAACCCGCGCGGCGCCAUCUGACAUUUGCAACAAAAGGCGCUGCCGCCGUCUAGGGUUUCACUUUCGCGGCCUCUCGCUAUUUCCUCGUUGUCGAUUUUCUGACUAUUCUUCCGCCCACCGGCUCUUCUUUUGCGCCACUGUUUUCGCUGCCGCAGGUGUUACGAUGGCCGGAACCAUCAUCUCUGCGCAUAGCAGUCGGUCGGAAUCCGAGGAGGAGGAGAGAACGAGGAAUAAGGCGAAGAAGACAAAGAAGAAGAAGCAGCAGACGCUGAUCUUAUUAGACGGCAGCGACGAGGACCGGGAGGCGAACGAGGAUCUGACGGAUGUGAUCUUAGAGAAGGCGAAGAAGAGGAUGCGGGGGAUCGAGGAGCCGGAGCGGGACGUGAGGAUCGGCGACUUGCCCAACUCCUCGUCCAUCAUUGAAGUGUCUUCGUCGGAUGGCGUCGAGGUGAUCGACGAGGUGGUUGUUGCCGACAUCAAUGUGAAUCUGAAGAGGAGGAGAGCGAAGGAGAGGAAAAAGAAUAAGAAGACCAAUAGGGGUGAGGAAGACAAGGUGGGAGCCGCGGAUGGAAAGUUGGGGGAAGAAGACAAAGUGGGAGUUGCGGAUGGAAAAUCGAUUAUAGAUCAAAAUGUCGGAAUUUCAAGGUCUCCUGAAGCCAGGGCGGAAGAGGUCGAAAUGACAAAUAACACAGUCCUGCGGAAACUCCUGCGUGGGCCUCGCUAUUUUGAUCCUCCCGGAGAAUCUUGGGGAGCUUGUUAUAACUGCGGUGAAGUGGGACAUGCUGCAUCAAAAUGUUUGGUGAAGAAGCCGAAGAAGCCAUGUUACAUCUGCGGAAAGUUUGGGCAUGCUGCCAAGUCGUGUUCUGAGGUGCAUGCAUGUUUUAUAUGCAAAAGGACCGGCCAUCGAGCAAAGAACUGCUCAGGGAAGCAAAAUAUUGAAACUUUGAGAUUCUGUUUGCAUUGUGGAAGUCUUGGCCAUGAUAUGUCGACAUGUACAAAUGAUUAUGACCAAGACGACUUGAAGGAGAUACAAUGUUACAUCUGUCGGCAAUAUGGGCACUUAUGUUGUGCUGAUUUUGUUGAUGCUGGUCCAAGUGUAGUAUCUUGUUACAGUUGUGGUCAGAUUGGUCAUGCUGGUUCAGGAUGUGCAAGGGACAAAAAUGGUAAAGGGUCCACAUUAUGUUAUAAAUGUGGAGGAGAGGGGCAUUUAGCACGUGGAUGCAAUAACCUUUACCAGUCUGAUAAAAAAUUAGCUGAACCAUCGACACCUCGCUAUGCUCCGGCUGAAAAUGACAACUUUUUGGGUUUUAAAUCAGUGCCCCAUGAUUCUGGUAGGUCACAGGAGUCCUGGGGGCUGAGAGUGCCGCAUGAUUCUAGUAGGUCACAGGAGUCCUGGGGGCCGAGACAUCAUGAAGGUUCAGGUUUUAGUAGUCGAAAGUUUAGGCGAAAUAAUGGAUGGAUAACAAAUGGAGGCUAUUCACCUGCAAGAAAUGCUAAUCUGAAUGAAUGGGGGUCUCCAAAAACACCAUUUGAGAAGGGUCAGUGGAAUUCUGGUCUACGAUGGCAUGGAUCUCAGUCAAGUUACAUUCCAUCUUCAAGGAGCUCAAAUUUUAGGUACAGUGAUCCGCGUUCAAGCUAUACACCGGGCUUUGGGGGGCCAAGGUUUCGGUCAGAUGCAAAUAGUUCAUGGAGGCCUCAUCAACACGCCAAAUUUGCACAUCCAACUUAGAUGAAAUCAAAAUGAUGUUUUGGAUUAGAUUUGCUGUUGGAAAUAGAGCCAUGAAAGUUAUGGUAGAUAUUGGUGUAAUGGUGGUUUUUUGCAAGCAUACUGCAGGGAGGCUCUAGCAGUUGUUCCAGGAGGUGUCACAUUGUGGCUGGUUCACAAGGAUCCCCCUGAGAUUGAGCUUCUCGGUUCCUUGUAACUCCAUCCAUGGGUUAUCGCUGGCUGAAAGUUGAGUUACCAGAAUCAGCUAGGGCAAAGUGCGCUCAACUGGACAGCAAUUUUAGCUGGAAAGAGAGUUUCUGUACCAUUUAUAAGCGGCAGCUGCAUGUUUUUGGUUAUCUUUUUACCGAUGAUAAUCACCAUGUGGCUUGCUGGCACUCCAGCCCAAGGCAAGCUGGGGAGGAAUAUGUUCUUUGAUCUCAACAUUAAUGAAUAAUAAUCAUUUUUUCUCAGAA
Messenger RNA from Nymphaea colorata (pocket water lily), 2192 nucleotides. RefSeq lists its product as uncharacterized. NCBI's taxonomy places the organism in Eukaryota, Viridiplantae, Streptophyta, Magnoliopsida, Nymphaeales, Nymphaeaceae. The transcript has 8 exons. The coding region runs from base 178 to 1743 and encodes 521 amino acids. The record is from RefSeq and is a predicted model, not a curated record. Gene Ontology annotation, molecular function: nucleic acid binding; zinc ion binding.